Molecule: messenger RNA, 1408 nt
Organism: Pantherophis guttatus
Lineage: Eukaryota; Metazoa; Chordata; Lepidosauria; Squamata; Colubridae
Product: olfactory receptor 5F1-like
Biological process (GO): G protein-coupled receptor signaling pathway
Cellular component (GO): membrane
Molecular function (GO): G protein-coupled receptor activity; olfactory receptor activity
Source: RefSeq, a predicted model, not a curated record
AUGUUUGGAGAAAAUCACACAGCAGUAUCUGAAUUCAUCUUCCUUGAAUUUGCAGAACAACCAGAAAUGAAAGUUCCUCUUUUCAUGUUUUUCCUCCUGGUCUAUGUUAUCACAAUAGUAGGUAACUUGGGCAUGAUUUUGCUGAUCAGCAUGGACCUUCAGCUUCAUACACCCAUGUACUUUUUCCUCAGCAACUUGGCUUUCAUAGAUUUUUGUUAUUCUUCUACCACUCUUCCCAAGAUUUUGGCAAUUUUCCUAUCAAGAAGGAAAACCAUUUCCUUCACAGGAUGCUUCAUUCAAAUGUAUUUCUUUCUUGCUCUUGCCAGUACUGAGUGCUUUCUUUUGGGGUUGAUGGCAUAUGACCGUUACGUGGCCAUCUGCAAUCCUUUGCUGUAUCCAUCUCUCAUGUCCCAUGCCCAAUGCCUCAAAAUGGCAGGAGGAGCCUUCAUAGCUGGCUUCCUGAAUUCCAUUAUUCAUACCACCCUGAUAGGGACUUUGUCUUUCUGCCAGUCCAAUGAAAUCAAUCAUUUUUUCUGUGAUCUCCCACCACUCCUCAAGCUCUCAUGCUCAGACACUCUUGCCCCUAAAAUAUAUGGUUUCACUGGUGCUGGAACCAUCAUUUUGAUAAAUUUUCUAAUUAUCCUCAUCUCCUACAUAUGCAUCUUUUCAACGGUGCUCAAGGUUAAGUCAUUGGGAGGUCAGCAAAAAGCCAUCUCUACCUGCCUCUCCCAUCUGGUUGUUGUGACCAUGUUUUAUGGAACAGGUUUGUUUGUUUAUUUGCAACCCAGUUCAAACUAUUCUGAACGUCAGCAUAAAAUUAUGGCUGUACUGUAUGCCUUCCUCAUCCCUAUGCUAAAUCCCUUGAUCUACAGCUUGAGGAACAAGGAGGUAAAGGAUGCCCUGAUAAGAGCAAUGAAUAAGAAUGUUUCACAUGUAAGAUAAACAUUUUCAUCUGCAGACUUCAGUGAAUAGGAAUUCAGUUCCAUAAAGUGCCAGGAAUUGUGCCCUAAUUCUGUGGAAUAUUUAAAUGGAUGUUUUGUGUUAAGUGAGACAUUUGAAUGUUCGCUCAGCUGUUUAUUAUUGUCAAGAACCUGAACUAAGCUGAAUUAAAACAAAGUUCUUUAUUAUUUAAAUUGGGGAUAAAGAACAUUUCUGAGGCUAGAAGCCAUUCUUUAAAAUAAUCUCUCAUCUCGAAGAAUAUAAUAAAAUGACACAGUGGUAUUUUAGCCUUUUUUGUUUGUUUUCUUUUGUGUGCAUAUCAUGGAAUUGGGAAGUCUAAUAGUAACCCACCUCCAGUCACAUGUCACAAUGCCAGUUUUUCACCCCAACUCCAGAAGAAAUUUCCAUAUUAGAUGGAAAGGAAGUAGGCAGGAAGAUAGAGAGGGAGAAAAUAAGCAGCAGAAGAAAA